AGUUUCCCUGCUAUUGUUGCUGUUGCCACCAGAGCCAUCUGCUGCUACUGCCAGACCAUAUGCUGCUGCCACCACCGAACCCAUCUGUUGCUGCUGUUGCUGUUCAACCAAAGCCAUCUGCUCUGCUGCUACUGCCGGCUACCACCAUUAGACUAUCUGCUGCUACUGCCGCUGAACAGCCAAAGCCAUCUGGUCUACUACUGUUGCAGAAGCCAUCUGCUGCUGCUACCACCACCGGAGCCUGCUACUACCGCCACUGGAGUCUGUUGUUACUGCUGCUGCUACCACCACCAAAGCCUGCUGCUGUUGCUGCUGCCGCCAACGGAGCCUGCUACUGCUGCUGCUGCCGCGGAACAACUUAAGCCAUCUGCUUUGCUACUGUUGCUGGAGUUAUUUGAUGUUAAUUGGUGGGGAAUGAGGAUCCCCACCCAUGGGAAAUGGGGACGGGGGGCAAAAUCUGCCCCU
Rubroshorea leprosula is the source of this 465-nucleotide messenger RNA. The record is from the annotation of a GenBank genome assembly. NCBI's taxonomy places the organism in Eukaryota, Viridiplantae, Streptophyta, Magnoliopsida, Malvales, Dipterocarpaceae.